UUCUUGCUUUGCAAGAUAUAAUAAAUAGUGGGGAAAUUCAACCUUUUGGCGCAGUAACAGUACAGCGGAACUUUUAUUUUUUGCUUACAAGCUUUCCCCGCCAACGGCAACAUGCACUGCACACACAUCAGCCUUGUUUUAAGCUUUGGGCAGAAUGAAUGUUCCUGUUGAAUUAGAAUGUAUGCUAAUCUUCCUUUCUCUAUCAUAGACCAUGUCAAAAUCACCUAUCACUUGCCACGUACUGGACAGCACACUUGGCAAGCCGGCUUCAGGGGUAGCUGUAUCUCUCGAAACACUCUCAGGGGCAUCUUCGGGGCAAGCAAGUGUUCUAGCAAAGGGACAAACGGACAAUGAUGGAAGAUGCACAACACUUUUAGAUCCAAGCACUAAGCUCAAUGGCGGUAUAUAUAGGAUGACAUUUGAGACCGGUUCAUAUUUUGCCAAGGAUAAUCGACCGACAUUCUAUCCUCGAGUGGAGAUCCUCUUCACCCUUCCUGAUCCACCAGAUCCACACUAUCAUAUUCCUCUUCUCUUAUCCCCAUUCUCAUAUACCACAUACAGAGGAUCAUGAAGUUGUGAUUAAAAUCAAUAAUAUAUCAAUACAAGCUAAUGUUAAAUCUGUGCAGUUUUGGAUACAAUACGAAUUGAUGCAAGAUUAGAAUCGACCACCUUGUUGUUGCUGUUGCAUCAUCUUUGCGUUCUCUUCUUGGAAUCUAGCUCCGACCCGUUCAGAAUGUUUUAGCCAUUUUUGUGUACAGUUUUCAACGCAAGUUUGUUCUUUCGAACUCAAUGCCUUGCUUGUGAAAUCGUUGCAACAGCUAUCAAAACACCUCU
Molecule: messenger RNA, 834 nt
Organism: Meira miltonrushii
Lineage: Eukaryota; Fungi; Basidiomycota; Exobasidiomycetes; Exobasidiales; Brachybasidiaceae
Product: Hydroxyisourate hydrolase
Exons: 3
Coding region: 212-571 (119 amino acids)
Biological process (GO): purine nucleobase metabolic process
Molecular function (GO): hydroxyisourate hydrolase activity
Source: RefSeq, a predicted model, not a curated record